Messenger RNA from Salvia miltiorrhiza (redroot sage), 2095 nucleotides. Its product is annotated as VAN3-binding protein-like. Lineage: Eukaryota; Viridiplantae; Streptophyta; Magnoliopsida; Lamiales; Lamiaceae. Gene Ontology annotation, biological process: phloem or xylem histogenesis; leaf vascular tissue pattern formation; auxin-activated signaling pathway. The transcript is spliced from 7 exons. The coding region runs from base 285 to 1643 and encodes 452 amino acids. The record is from RefSeq and is a predicted model, not a curated record.
AUCACUUUAAAUUUUGUCUCUACUUUCUCAUAAAAUAAUCUCUGCGAGCUUUUCGUCUCUGCAACUGUAAGCCGUAGCAGACAACACUCUCUCACCAGUCUCUCUCUAAAGAGAGAGAGAGAGAGAUAGAGAGAGAGAUUGACACAUACCCGAUUAACUGUUCCUUUCUCUCUCCAACAUCUCUAUAAAGAAGUGAGUGACCUCAUUUAUCCACAUCCCAUGAUCCCAUUGAACAACUGGUCGUCCAUUUUAUUUAAAUCAAAAUAGCGCCACCAUCUUCCGCCAUGGAUGGCGCCCAGCUUCACCACAUGUAUAAACCACCUGAAACUCCAAGAGAGCCAAUGGAAUUCCUCUCGCGCUCCUGGAGCGCCUCAGCUUUUCAAAUCUCCAAAGCUCUAGCUCCGCUGCCGCCCCCCAACAACAUUCCUGAAAUUGGCGCCGAUAUCAUACUCGAAGAUAUCUCGGCCGAGAUGGAGUCCGCCGCCGCUGUCGUCGGAAACCCUUUCGCCUUUGCUUCUUCCCAGACCUCUCAGCUUGUUAUGGAGCGCAUUAUGUCUCAGUCUCAGGAUGUAUCACCACGUACUUCGGGAAGGCUAUCCCACAGCAGUGGGCCUCUCAACGGUGGUUCCAUCUCUGAUAGCCCACCAGUCUCCCCAUCUGAAAUGGAUGAUCUCAAGUUGAUCAAUGAUCAUGUUAGCAGUAGCAACCAGAUCAAGAGCAGCUUCGUCGUUGGAACCUCUGCAGGCGGAAGGAAGACGGUGGGGAGGUGGUUGAAGGAUAGGAAGGAGAAGAAGAAAGAGGAGGUGAGGGCACAGAAUGCACAGCUUCAUGCUGCCAUUUCUGUUGCUGGUGUAGCAGCUGCAAUUGCUGCCAUCGCGGCAGCCACAGCCGUGUCGUCUGGAGCUAGAAAGGAUGAGCAGAUGACCAAGACUGACAUGGCGGUGGCCUCCGCUGCAACACUAGUGGCUGCACAGUGUGUUGAGGCGGCUGAGGCUAUGGGGGCCGAGCGCGAGCACUUGGCCUCAGUGGUCAGCUCCGCUGUCAAUGUCCAGUCGCCUGGCGACAUUAUGACCUUGACAGCUGCUGCAGCUACUGCACUGCGUGGCGCUGCAACAUUGAAGGCGAGGGUGUUGAAGGAAGUUUGGAACAUCGCAUCCGUGAUCCCCGUGGAUAAGGUUAUGGGAGUACCUAGUGGUGGCAGCAGUGGAAGAAAUGGGAGUUUGAGUGGAAGCCACAGUGGUGAGCUUGUAGUGGAAGAGAAUUUUCUUGGCAUUUGCAGUAAGGAGUUGCUUGCUAGAGGCGGCGAGCUCUUGAAACGAACGCGAAAGGGUGAUCUUCAUUGGAAGAUUGUGUCUGUGUACAUCAACAGAAUGGGUCAGGUGAUACUCAAAAUGAAGAGUAGACAUGUUGCUGGGACAGUCACAAAAAAGAAAAAGAAUGUAGUGUUGGAGGUGAUGAAGGACGUGCCGGCGUGGCCCGGGCGCCACCUGCUCGAUGGCGGUGAGGACCGGAGAUACUUCUCGUUGAAGACGGUGGCGCGUGGUGUUGUCGAGUUCGAGUGCCGGAAUCAAAGGGAUCAUGAUAUAUGGACUCAAGGUGUUGCAAGGUUGCUUGCAAUUACUGCAGAUAAGAGCAGACCCUGAUGGUUUUGCAAUCCUAUGAUUAUGGCCUAAAAUCAUGAAGUUUGGCUGGCAAUUGUAGUUUUUAUUUGAUGUCUUUGCCUAUGUCCAGUGUAUAAAAUGAAGCUAAAGUUUUUCUCAUUGGGGUCAUUUAUUUAGUAAUGGUAAAAAGUAAAGUGAAAGCUUAGAAAACCAUGUGAUCUUUUGUGGGAAAGAAAAAGGGGUAUCUUGGACUAGGUUUUGGUCAAAAAAGAAAGAAUGGGAGAAUCCCAUUUUUCUUAGAUUUUAUAUUAUUAUAAUUCAGGUUAUGUUAAGUCCCUUUAAUGAGUGUUGGGAACAUAGAUUAAGGUUUGUAAUUAGGCUGCUUGGUUUGUAAUCAUUGUAUUACAUUUGUUUGUUUUGGGUGCUUGUCUUUUUCUGUAAUAAUUCCACUAGGACUGUAAAUGAAUGAAUAAUGCUAACACUUUCUAUCUUGA